Messenger RNA from Lepisosteus oculatus (spotted gar), 2434 nucleotides. NCBI's taxonomy places the organism in Eukaryota, Metazoa, Chordata, Actinopteri, Semionotiformes, Lepisosteidae. The record is from RefSeq and is a predicted model, not a curated record.
CAACUUGCUCGGUGCAAGCCAGCGCCUCCGCUUGUCAUCUUAGUGAAACCUGACGGAGGGGUAGACGCCCGGGCUAUUGGCUCCAGUGCAGUUCAUCAUCGCCCAGCCGACUGUUCUCCUACCGGUGUAAUUCCUGCACCACCACGCAGACCCCCCCCCUUUGAAUGACGUCAGCGCGCAGGGUAUUCUGGGAAUAUGGCGGCGUUGUGCGGUGGACUGUAAAUACGACACUAGGAGACGAUAAACUGACCUCAAAAUAUUUUCAGUCGAGUUCGGUGGCGCUGAAACAGAAGAGCCAUGUCAGCAGGGACCGAGGGGGUGGUGGGGCUGGAGGAGCCCAAGAAGAUGACCAGGGAGGACUGGAGGAAGAAGAAGGAGCUAGAGGAGCAGAGGAAGCUGGGAAAUGCCCCAGCCGAGGUGGACGAAGAGGGGAAGGACAUCAACCCGCACAUUCCUCAGUACAUCUCCUCCGUGCCUUGGUACAUCGACCCCUCCAAGAGGCCGACCCUCAGGCACCAGAGGCCACAGGAGGAGAAGCAGCCGCAGUACACGGCCAUCGGGGACUGGUACAAGCGGGGCGUGCAGGAGAAACCUGUUACCACGAAGUAUCGGAAAGGGGCAUGCGAGAACUGUGGGGCGAUGACGCACAAGAAGAAGGAUUGCUUGGAGCGGCCCAGGAAGGUGGGAGCCAAGUUCACGGGCACCGACAUCGCGCAGGAUGAGCACAGCCAGGUGCAGCUGUCCCUGGACUACGACGGGAAGCGGGACCGCUGGAACGGGUACGACCCUGAGGAGCACAUGCGCAUCGUGGAGGAGUACUCCAAGGUGGAUCUGGCUAAACGCACUCUGAAAGCACAGAAGCUACAGGAAGAGCUGGCUUCGGGGAAACUUGUGGAUCAAGCGAGCUCAUCCAGAAAGCAGUGGGGAGAGGAUGAACACAAUUCGCAGACAGAGAGGGAGCACAAUAGCGAAGAUGAAGAUGAGGACAAGUACGCUGAUGAUAUCGACAUGCCGGGCCAGAACUUCGACUCCAAGAGACGGAUCACCGUCAGGAACCUGCGCAUCCGAGAAGACAUCGCCAAGUACUUGAGAAAUCUGGACCCCAACUCUGCAUACUACGACCCCAAGACCCGAGCCAUGAGGGAGAACCCUUAUGCAAACACUGGGAUGAACCCAGAAGAAGUGGGCUAUGCUGGCGAUAACUUUGUGCGCUACACAGGGGACACCAUAACCAUGGCCCAGACGCAGUUGUUUGCCUGGGAGGCCUACGAGAAGGGCUCCGAGGUUCACCUGCAGGCCGACCCCACGAAGCUGGAGCUGCUGCACCAGUCCUUCAAGGUGAAGAAGGAGGAUUUCAAAAACCAGCAGAAAGAGAGCAUCCUGGAGAAGUACGGCGGAGAGGAGCACCUGGAUGCGCCGCCCCAGGAGCUGCUGCUGGCACAGACGGAGGACUACAUGGAGUACUCCCGGCACGGCGCCGUGAUCAAGGGCCAGGAGAAGGCUGUGGCGCGCUCCAAGUACGAGGAGGACGUGCUCAUCAACAACCACACUUGUAUCUGGGGGUCCUACUGGAAAGAGGGCAGGUGGGGCUACAAGUGCUGCUACUCCUUCAUCAAGCAGUCCUAUUGCACCGGGGAAGCUGGCGUACAGAGUAAUACCAACCCUGCCUGCGUGCCGUUUGAGGAGGAGAUGAGUCAGCAGCAGGAGGAGCCCAAGUCAUUAUUGGAGAUGCACCAAGAGAAGAUGAUGAAGAAGAAGAAAAAGAAGAAGAAGCACAAGAAGAAGGACUCGGACAGCAGUGACGAGGACGAUGAGGCGACGAAGAAGGAGAAGCUGAAAAGGGCUCUCAGCGCGGAAGAGGCCCGGCUGAAGCAGGUGGACGAGCUGCUGCAGCUGGACGAGCGCAAGAGGCCCUACAACAGCCUGAAGGAGGUGCGCGAGCCCACGGAGGAGGAGAUGGAGGCCUUCCGCAUGAAGAGGUACAGGCCCGACGACCCCAUGGCCUCCUUCCUCGGACAGUGAGGCAGGGGGGGCAAGGCGAGGACGCCCGCGGGUCCCAGCCCCCAUCUUGGAAGCUGGGCCGGAGGGUGCCUUUCUCCCAGCCGGUCACCAAGCGACCGAUUCUUCUGACUUUCGCGGAGGCAGACGUGACCUCGCAGCACGCUGUCGGCCGGGCUGCUCCGGUUUCUUGCUGGCUCGGGGAUACUCGCUCCCAUUUCCUCCAGUGUCCCCGGAGACGAGGCGGAGAAGGAGCGAGCCGGAUCUGGUCUUCUCCGAUUUUUCUCUCUGUACCCGCCUGCCAUUUGUAAAUCGCGCGUGUGCCAGGAGAUACCGCGCUUCGACUGGACACUUGGAUGCUUUUAUUUCCCCCCAAAAAAACUGUUAUCUCACAGGUCAUCUUACCAAAUGGAAUUAAAGCAUGUUGUUUACGAUG